AUGUUCAAUUGUCCAUCAUCAAAGUGCCGAUGGAAGGGUGCUUGCAUUGAUCAAUAUUUUCCCCACGUCCAACGGAUGCACGACCCUUUGAAUGGAUACAUGUGCCUACACAACUGUGGCCGUUUACUGACAUCAAUCACUAGUCUACGAAAACACGUGUUAUUAUGCAGAGACCAAAAUAAAAUUGAGGCCGAAAAUCAAAGCAGCUCUAGAGAAAAUGUUCAAAGCGAAAUUGAAAUCGGAAAUCAAAGCAGUUCCAGAGAAAAUGAUCAAAAUGAAAUCGAAGUCAGAAAUCAGCUCCAAGACUCUAUUGAUACUGGAAAACUUGUGACUGUUGAUGCAAAUAGAUUGAGUUUGAGCAUGACCUUGAAAUGGCUUAGUGAAAAUGGAAUGGCAAGAAAAGUGGCAUUUGACAUCAAUAGAGAUAUUAAGCGGAAUGUAAUCGAGCCACUGAGUUCAGUAAUUAACGAUCUACAAAUGGCUGGAGCUAUGACAAAUGAAGGUAAACAGUUGCUGGACUCGAUGCUUGGAAGCUAUAAUUGCACAUCAGAGUAUAAAUUCAUACAGCAGCUGAAAACAGAUGGAUUUUACGAGGACCCGACGUUUUUUACUAUCAAUGAAGAGCUACUUCUAUCGUCUGCGUGUCUUGAACGGCUUAUCUACUAG
Molecule: messenger RNA, 666 nt
Organism: Ochlerotatus camptorhynchus
Lineage: Eukaryota; Metazoa; Arthropoda; Insecta; Diptera; Culicidae
Exons: 3
Coding region: 1-666 (221 amino acids)
Source: RefSeq, a predicted model, not a curated record